AGGUUAGGUUGCGCGCGCUGGAGGCCGUCGUCUGCUGCUGUAAUUCGGCUACAGUGGGAAGGAAAAUAUUGUUUAAAACCGACUUUUACCCCCUCGCGAAUAAUCCGUUUCGCUCGGAUUUUACGCUGCUCCUUCCUUACAGAGAAAGCGGCUCGCUAAAAGGGCAGACCGGGACAGAGAGUCGAUUAGCGGCCCAUGCAGCCAUAACGAGCCCGUGAUACACCAUCACACCGCUGGAGAAGGUAACUCCUCGCCCCCCCAUUCCUCUCCUGUUUCCUAAGCUCCUCUGUCCCCUGCCCCUCAUAAUCAGCCCAGAGACCCUCUUCCUAAAGGCCAGUUAGGAACGUUGGGUCUGUUCCUCCCCAUUCUCCCAGCCUCCAUCUGUCUCUCUAACUCCACCUGCCCAGUAGGGGGCUGACCGCUAAUUGGACUCCCCAAAAACAUGUCCUCCAUCUUGCCUUUUACUCCGCCCGUGGUGAAGCGUCUGCUGGGUUGGAAGAAGUCAGCCAGUGGUUCGAGCGGAGAGCAGAACGGCCAGGAGGAGAAAUGGUGUGAGAAGGCCGUCAAAAGCCUGGUGAAGAAGCUGAAGAAGACGGGCCAGCUGGACGAGCUGGAGAAAGCCAUCACCACACAGAACUGCAACACCAAGUGUGUCACCAUUCCCAGCAAUUGCUCUGAAAUUUGGGGACUGAGUACACCAAAUACGAUAGAACAGUGGGAUACCUCAGGCCUUUACAGCUACCCUGACCAAACCAGAUCUCUGGACGGGCGUCUGCAGGUGUCUCACCGCAAAGGUCUGCCUCAUGUCAUCUACUGCCGCCUGUGGCGAUGGCCCGACCUGCACAGCCACCACGAGCUGCGCGCCAUCGAGACCUGCGAGUACGCCUUCAACCUCAAGAAGGAUGAAGUCUGCGUCAACCCCUACCACUACCAGCGGGUGGAGACGCCAGUUCUUCCUCCUGUUCUCGUGCCAAGACACACGGAGAUCCUGACUGAGCUGCCUCCUCUGGACGACUACACCAACUCCAUACCUGAAAACACCAACUUCCCUACAGGGAUCGAGCCUCCUAACAAUUAUAUACCAGAAACUCCUCCACCGGGAUACAUUAGUGAGGAUGGGGAGGCCAGCGACCAGCAGAUGAAUCAAAGUAUGGACACAGGUUCUCCUGCGGAGCUGUCACCAAGCAUACUCUCGCCCGUCAAUCAUGGCAUGGACCUUCAGCCAGUGACUUACUCAGAGCCCGCGUUUUGGUGCUCCAUAGCUUACUAUGAACUCAACCAGCGGGUCGGAGAAACAUUCCACGCCUCUCAGCCUUCCCUCACCGUGGACGGCUUCACAGACCCCUCCAACUCCGAGCGCUUCUGCCUGGGCCUGCUGUCCAACGUCAACCGCAACGCCACCGUGGAGAUGACCCGGAGACACAUAGGACGAGGGGUCAGGCUGUAUUAUAUUGGUGGGGAAGUGUUUGCAGAAUGUCUUAGCGAUAGCGCCAUCUUUGUUCAGAGCCCUAACUGUAAUCAGAGGUAUGGCUGGCACCCUGCCACAGUCUGUAAAAUCCCUCCAGGCUGUAACCUGAAGAUCUUCAAUAACCAGGAGUUUGCGGCACUGCUGGCUCAGUCGGUGAACCAGGGCUUUGAGGCUGUGUAUCAGCUGACCAGGAUGUGCACCAUACGCAUGAGUUUCGUCAAAGGCUGGGGAGCCGAGUACAGACGUCAGACGGUGACGAGCACCCCCUGCUGGAUCGAGCUUCACCUGAACGGCCCCCUGCAGUGGCUGGACAAGGUCCUGACCCAGAUGGGCUCGCCCUCCGUACGCUGUUCCAGUAUGUCCUAAUCGCAGUGACCAAGCUCUCUGUCCUCUGCCCCCAAAACGACUGAUUCUACAAUCACAUCAACCGACAACUCCAAGAACAACAGACUUACUCGAACCCCGCCCCUCUUUCUCUUUCAUAGUAAUCGUGAGCCUUUCUCUAUCUCUGUCCUCCCGACACUGAUGUUCUCUCCGUUCGGACCUGAACGCAGCACUUGCUGUCUCAUCAUCAUCAACCACC
Cyprinus carpio (common carp) is the source of this 2051-nucleotide messenger RNA. RefSeq names its product SMAD family member 2. Gene Ontology annotation, biological process: regulation of transcription by RNA polymerase II; BMP signaling pathway; anatomical structure morphogenesis. The record is from RefSeq and is a predicted model, not a curated record. NCBI's taxonomy places the organism in Eukaryota, Metazoa, Chordata, Actinopteri, Cypriniformes, Cyprinidae. Gene Ontology annotation, molecular function: DNA-binding transcription factor activity, RNA polymerase II-specific; RNA polymerase II cis-regulatory region sequence-specific DNA binding; I-SMAD binding. Gene Ontology annotation, cellular component: heteromeric SMAD protein complex.